Messenger RNA from Pleurotus ostreatus (oyster mushroom), 579 nucleotides. RefSeq lists its product as uncharacterized. Lineage: Eukaryota; Fungi; Basidiomycota; Agaricomycetes; Agaricales; Pleurotaceae. The record is from RefSeq and is a predicted model, not a curated record. Bases 1 to 579 code for a protein of 192 amino acids. The transcript has 4 exons.
AUGAUCUUCUCUCGUGUCCUCCCUCUCUUUAUCCUCGGUCUCAGCUUUAGCUUCGUGUCCGUAGCCAAGCCCGUCGCUGAAACUGUUGCGGUCAAGCGUGCUGGGGGUGACGUUGGCACAGAUGUUGCAGCGGCCCAGGUGCUUACCACCCUGAAGGCUGCGAGUGAUCACAUCCUUCCCCAAAUUGAUGAUUUAAUUGACAGCGGCAACGGAAACGUCGACGAUUUUGAGCCGCUAUUUUCGCAACUAGUCGGCGCAUUCGAGACCGCCACCGCGUCGCUCACCGAACUCAAGGGUAAAAUCAGCACACCACAGUCAGAGCCCACAAAGGCGGAACUCGCUGCUCUCAUCGCGUCAAUUAUUACUGACACUGCCAAGACCUUGAAGAAGGCCCCAAUUGGGAGUAGAGUCCUCCGUCCGACGCUCAUCCGGGUCUUUGAUCUUGCGGUGGAGAAAUUUCUCUUAGGCGUAGAAGGGAUUGUUGGCGGUAUCUUGGUCCUUCUGGCGAGCUUGGUCGAACCGGCUCUCCUGAUUAGUGUUGGAUUAAUCCGAGUAGCUUCGCUGCUUGGGCACUCAUGA